ACCCUAGAAAAAAAAAACAUAAACAAAGGUAAGCAGUUUUUCCUGAUGCGGUGAGUCGUCUUCUUUAUCAUGAACUUCCGUACGUCGUCAUCAUCCUGUCACGCUCCGAGAGACUUGCUUAAGAGUCGAGCAGCUGUAGUGCUAAUAAAAGCUCACCACAAAAAUAAUGUCGGGCGUGCCAGAUAUUUUGUCUGAAGUCGCACCCAGGAGAAACUAUUUCCUCGGUUUAGAUUUCAGCACUCAACAGUUGAAAGCAGUUGUAGUCGACGAGAAGCUAAAAGUCCUUCAUGAAGCAGCUGUCAAUUUUGACCGAAACCUACCUGAAUACAGGACAAGUGGCGGAGUUAAGAAAAAUGGAUCAACCAUCACCGCCCCAACAGUCAUGUGGGUAAAAGCACUUGAUUUGUUGAUGGAUCAAUUGAAAAUUACUGGUUUGGAUUUUCAAGAUAUCUCAGCAAUCUCUGGAGCUGGCCAACAACAUGGAAGUGUUUAUUGGCGAAAGGGAGCUGAGAAGGUGUUGAGUACUUUAGACCCCACAAAAUUCUUGUUCCUACAAUUGGCCAACUGCUUCAGUGUACAAGACUCACCAGUAUGGAUGGACUCUAGUACUCAAAGUUAUUGUGAAACAAUGGAAAAAAAGCUUGGUGGCCCUCAGAAAUUGGCUGAUUUAACUGGUUCGAGGGCUUACGAAAGAUUCACGGGGCAUCAAAUUGCGAAAGUUUUGACUGAAAAAGCAGAGCUUUACUUCAAUACAGAGCGAAUUUCUUUAGUCAGCAGUUUCGGAUGUUCCCUUUUUUUGGGAUCUUACAGCCCCAUUGAUUGGUCUGAUGCGUCAGGAAUGAACUUACUGGACAUUAGUUCAAAAGAUUGGGAUUCGCAGUGCUUAUACAUGUGUGCUCCUGAUUUAAAGGAGAAACUAGACAAACCAGUCGUUGCCCAUACAUGUCUUGGACCCAUUUCAUCCUACUUUGUUGAGCGGUAUAGCUUCGACCCAAGUUGCCAGGUCGUAGCCUUUACGGGAGAUAAUCCUGCUUCCCUAGCCGGAAUGUGUUUGGAAGCGGGAGACAUUGCCAUUAGCCUGGGAACGAGUGAUACAGUCUUUCUCUGGCUCAGCGGGAAACCUACACCUUCGCUGGAGGGCCACGUCUUUUGCAACCCUGUUGAUCCAGAUGCAUACAUGGCCUUGUUGUGUUUCAAAAACGGAUCGUUGACUCGCGAGAGGAUCCGAAAUGUCUACGCAAACCGAUCGUGGGAUCAAUUUGACGCUUUGCUGGCUUGCACGCCACCAGGGAAUCACGGUUACGUUGGCAUGUUUUUCGACGAGAAAGAGAUCACGCCCAAGAUUCAAGGUACAUUCCGAUUCAACGCAUCUGAUCAAAGAAUCAACGCAUUCGAAGAACCAGCCACGGAAGUUCGGGCUCUCGUUGAGGGACAACUCUUGGCUAAACGCGUUCACGCCGAACGACUGGGAUUCAGUACAGGUGAAAGCUGUCGAGUGUUCGUCACGGGUGGUGCAUCAAACAACAAGUCCAUUUUACAAGUUUUAAGCGACGUGUUCAAUGCACAUGUUUACACUCAGGAUACGGCCAAUUCAACAUGUCUGGGUUCGGCCUACCGGGCAGCCCAUGGAUUGGCUGUGAAAGAAUCUGACGUCUUCAUUCCAUUCAACGAGUUUAUGGCCGAUCGUCGUCCAAAUUUUUCUCUCCUCUGCCGUCCUAGACUUGAAGCUGCUCAGCUCUACGACUCCAUGGCUGCCCGCUACGCUACGCUGGAAUCUUCCGUCUUAACCCAGCUAUGAAACAAUGCAAAACUUAGAUGUUUUCCCCCACGUACAUCACACGCUUUUUAACGUUUUUGAAUUUACAAAGAUUAAUAAUAGCAACAAUACUGUCCAUGCAAGUCCAGCUUGUACAAACUCAACUAGAGAGGAAGAGUUUUACUAAUUUAUAUUUAACAUAAGCAAAUAUCUAAUAUUUCAAAAUGUUGUUAACUUGUUAUCAUUCACUCCGUGAAAAUCAAAACCACUGACCAAGGA
Daphnia pulicaria is the source of this 2035-nucleotide messenger RNA. RefSeq names its product xylulose kinase-like. Gene Ontology annotation, biological process: xylulose metabolic process; D-xylose metabolic process. Lineage: Eukaryota; Metazoa; Arthropoda; Branchiopoda; Diplostraca; Daphniidae. Bases 167 to 1798 code for a protein of 543 amino acids. The record is from RefSeq and is a predicted model, not a curated record. Gene Ontology annotation, cellular component: cytosol. Gene Ontology annotation, molecular function: D-xylulokinase activity. The transcript has 12 exons.